This is a messenger RNA of Galleria mellonella (greater wax moth), 2855 nucleotides long. RefSeq lists its product as uncharacterized. Bases 284 to 2788 code for a protein of 834 amino acids. Gene Ontology annotation, biological process: signal transduction. The record is from RefSeq and is a predicted model, not a curated record. NCBI's taxonomy places the organism in Eukaryota, Metazoa, Arthropoda, Insecta, Lepidoptera, Pyralidae. The transcript has 17 exons.
AAAUAGCGCUCUCAAUUGUCGGUUAUCGGAGCUGUUGUGCAACUACUCGUAUCAUGCCGGAAGAACCAUAUUGGACCGGAUUAUGUUCAGAUAACUCGGCAAGGGAACACGUCCCUCGAAAUGAAACGAAGCGUCCCUCAAAAUUAAGUCCAAAGUUCCUUAUUUAAAAAUUUCAAUUAUUCAACCAAUGUCUGUAACAAGGAGACGAUGGAAUAAUGAUUAGUGAUGCAGAUUUGUGGAUUAGUGAUCGUAGUAAAACAGUGAUGUCAAUGUAUUAUACAAAAUGAAAAACGGUAAAAGAAAAUAUUCAACGGACAAUGGUGUUGAUGCGCCGUGCUGUAAACAUCUCUCAAUUUUUGCUUGUGUGUGUGCAGUUAUAUCCCUUAUAGUUCAUACUUAUAAUUAUAUAGAAAUUGGUGAUGCGAAAGCUAAUAUAAAUAUAGAAGCUAGAAAUGUAGUGAGAAAUAUGUUAGAAGAUAAAUUAGAAGAAAGAAUUGAAAGUUACUUCACAGAAUUAACUGGAACAACUUCGAGCAGAUUAAAGCGAGAAGCAAUGUUGAAAUCAUCUCAGAUUCAAGAAGAUAAUACAGUGGCACCGCACGUCGAGUUUUUCAAUCCAAAAAUGCGAGCCGAGCUCGAGGAGAAGGACGCCGCAGAAAUGCGCCGGACUGGUGCCAAAGGUCCAGCUCCUGGUGGCGACACGUGGGUGUGGCUCACCAGUUACUCUAGAGUUCCAUACAAAGUCGUGCAGGGAUUUUGUAAAGCAACGCAGGACUAUUGUCCUCCUGGAGUACAAGGUCCUAAAGGUCCUACUGGUAUGCCAGGACCUAAAGGAGAUAGAGGAGAUGCAGGAGCACCCGGAACCCCGGGCCAUGCGGGAGCUAGAGGGCCGAUUGGACCGCCUGGACCAAAAGGAGAACGUGGCUUCCCUGGCAACGCGGGGUUGGACGGUCGAGAUGGUGUGCCAGGGGAGCCAGGACUAGAUGGGAUGUCAGGCAGGAAUGGCGCUGACGGUGCUCCAGGUAAAGACGGUCGGGACGGAGUACCGGGAAGAGACGGCAGUCCAGGAAAGAAUGGAAAAGAUGGGAAAGACGGCAGAGCAGGUGCACCAGGCCCGCCGGGCCUUCGAGGUGUAAAAGGCGAUCGGGGACCGACAGGACCCAAGGGUCAACGCGGCAACGACGGCCGAGAUGGCGCUCCAGGAAGACCCGGUCUCUCCAUAUACAACUAUACGAAAGAAAAAGAACUGUUCAUACCGCCAACAUUUGCACAGGACCACACUCGUGUAAUAGUGCGCGAGAGUGAUACCCUACGCAUCAGCUGCAACCCAAUGGGGCGACCUGAACCCACCGUGGAGUGGCGAAGAUCUGACGGCACUGCUAUUAUUCAGGGUUCGUGGCGCGAUGCCUCUGUAAGCGGCCACCUUCUGAACAUACCGAACGUAUCAAGAUGGCAUACUGGCAAGUACGUCUGUCUGGCCAACAACGGGAUGCUGCCAGCCGCUAAUCAGACUACAGACGUCGAAGUGCAUUUCAGUCCUUACAUAAGGGUACCGAAUAACAUAGUGUAUGUUUACAACAAAACUGCUAAAAUAGAGUGUGAGAUACAAGCAUGGCCAGAACCAGUUCUUGCUUGGGAGUAUGAAGGUAUCACAUUGGAGGGCCCACGUUAUAAGACCGAGGUGGUAACCACCGGGGACCCCUGGCGGUGGAUCAUGAGAUUAGAGAUCCCAGGGAUUAGGGAGCAUGAUCUACGCCAGUACAGCUGUGUUGCAAAGAACGAGUUGAAUAAUCAGACUGUGAAAGGACAUAUAAAACUUGCGUAUCCGAGUCCCCACCAGCACAUGCCAGUGCAGCAGCCGAUGGAGUUUGGCUCACGGCCUCCGAUCUUGACCUCCUACGAAGAGCUUUGCCAAGUACAACGAUGCCCGUCGUGCCCUCGGUGCGACCGUGCCCAGUUACUUAUACUCAGUAUGAAUUCAACUGCUGGUUACAACAUACGAAGGAAUACUAAUUGCCAAUUAUACGCUAUCGGAAAACCUGUUUAUCACAGAUAUAAGGACGAACUGUUCGGAGCUUGGCUGAGGGAUUCUAACGCUACGGAUGCUCAGAGGGACAAGCUGUGGACUACACAGGAGAACGAUGUGGAAAGACUACGGGAAUAUGGGAGCAAAGUCAGUUUCAAAUCGGAUCACGUGGACGAAUUUCAUAAACUACAGAAACCGUUCUUUGGUAACGGACACAUAGUUUAUAGUGGGUCAUUCUUCUAUCAAGCCAACGAGUCUGGUCAUCCUGGUGAUAUCAUCAGGUACGAUCUGACGCAGAGUAGAAUCAAGUCUGUGCACUUACCCCAUGCAGCUGGAAGAUUGUAUACCUCUCAACAUAAUCAGGUAGACUUCAGUGCUGAUGAUAAUGGCCUAUGGGCCAUUUAUUCAAUUGAAGGUUCAAACAACACCGCAGUUGCUAAGCUUAGUUUCGACCCUAGCAGGGAUGGAUUAAACAUAGACUAUAUUUGGAAUAUCUCGCUUAAUCACAGACAGGUUGGAGAAAUGUUCAUAGUAUGUGGGGUAUUGUACGCUCUGGACUCCGCCACAGAACGAGAGAGUAAGGUCACGGUAGCCAUAGACCUAUACCUCAAGAAACCAGUUGAAGUAUCCCUUCAAUUCACCAAUCCGUUCAGAAAGACCACACAGUUGGGGUACGAUCAUAUGCACAAAGAGUUAUAUUCCUGGGACAGAGGCAAUCAGCUUACGUAUCCAGUCCGAUAUAAUGAAUUACCUGGACCCUAGCACGUUACGUAACUUACUAUUUAAACCAUAGUUUAAGAUGUAAAUAAAAAGUUUGUACCUUCAAUAA